AUGUUAUACUAUAUUAAAAAAAAGUGGAAAUUAUCAAAACAAGCAUGCGAGUUGUUUGUCCAGUGCUGCGAAACUUGUACUCGUAAAAAAGCUCUACCAAAGAAAGGCGUAGUUGUAAAACCCAUUACAACAAAUGGAUUUAACAUGCGAGAACAAGUAGAUUUGAUAGAUUUUCAGUCUUGUUGUGACGGCGACUUCAAAUGGAUAUUAAACUAUCAAGAUCACGCUACUAAAUUUCUCCAUUUGAGACCAUUAAAAAGUAAACACGCAAAAAAUGUAGCUGAUGAGCUUUCGAAAAUAUUUUUUACAUGGGGAGCCCCACAAAUCCUCCAAUGUGACAACGGUCGUGAAUUUGUUGCUUCGGUAGUGAAUGAACUGGCAGUUAUUUGGCCGCAUUGCAAAAUUGUCCACGGACGCCCUCGACAUCCACAAAGUCAAGGAAGUGUGGAACGAUCGAAUGCUGAUGUGGAGAAUAUGAUUCAAGCAUGGAUGGUUGAUAACAAGUCAUGA
Messenger RNA from Leptopilina boulardi, 510 nucleotides. RefSeq names its product KRAB-A domain-containing protein 2-like. The transcript has a single exon. The record is from RefSeq and is a predicted model, not a curated record. Bases 1 to 510 code for a protein of 169 amino acids. Lineage: Eukaryota; Metazoa; Arthropoda; Insecta; Hymenoptera; Figitidae. Gene Ontology annotation, molecular function: nucleic acid binding. Gene Ontology annotation, biological process: DNA integration.